GUCUGUGUAGCCCGAAAGAAGUUAAAAAGAAAAAUUGCAAUUCCGCAUCAAUCGUGUGAAAAAUCUCUUAAAAUAAAUCAUUUAUAAUUUCCUUCGCAUAAUAAAUUUUAAUUUUUUAUAUAUUAAAAAAACACGAACCAAAACAGUUAAUUUACCAUCAAUCAAAAAAUUCUACAAAUCAAAAUGACGUCCCUCGAGCCACAUGUAAAUCGUCUUCAGAACUUCAAAAACAAAGGAAAAGAUCAAGAUGAGAUGCGAAGACGGCGCAAUGAAGUUACUGUCGAACUACGAAAAAACAAGAGAGAAGAGACAAUUUUCAAGCGACGUAACGUACCGACUGGCGAUUCGGUCACAGACGAGGACGAUCCACUGUCAACUGCAGUUAAUUUGAAGAAAUUAGCAGAAGCGGCUGCCGAUUCAUCGAACCCCGAUAAGCAAUUGUCUGCUGUUCAGGCUGCUCGCAAGCUUCUGUCAUCCGAUAAGAAUCCGCCAAUUAAUGACUUGAUUAACAGUGAUAUUCUUCCAAUUUUGGUUGAUUGUUUAAAACGAAAUGACCACACAAUGUUACAGUUUGAGGCAGCUUGGGCAUUGACUAAUAUCGCUUCGGGUACUUCUGAACAGACAAAUCAGGUUGUACAUGCAGGUGCAGUGCCCCUAUUUUUGCAAUUGCUUUCAUCGCCAGCAACAACUGUAUGCGAACAAGCAGUGUGGGCUCUAGGAAACAUUAUUGGUGAUGGUCCAGUUUUAAGAGAUUUAGUUAUCAAACACGGCGUUGUUCAGCCUUUGCUUUCAUUUAUCAAUCCAGACAUCCCAAUUUCCUUUCUGCGCAACGUUACAUGGGUAAUUGUAAACUUGUGCCGCAACAAAGAUCCACCACCACCACCAAAAACAAUCCAAGAGAUUUUGCCCGCACUUAAUAUGCUUAUACAUCACACAGACACAAACAUUCUCGUUGACACAGUGUGGGCCAUAAGUUAUUUGACCGAUGGUGGUAACGAUCAGAUUCAAAUGGUUAUUGACAGCGGUGUGGUGCCCAAAUUGAUUCCACUUCUCGGUCAUGCUGAAGUCAAAGUGCAAACAGCAGCCUUACGUGCGGUCGGCAACAUUGUGACUGGCUCUGACGAACAAACCCAAGUUGUACUCAACUAUGAUGCCUUGUCCUAUUUCCCAGCACUGUUGUCGCAUCUCAAAGAGAAGAUACGUAAAGAGGCUGUGUGGUUCCUGUCUAAUAUAACGGCCGGAAAUCAACAACAAGUACAGGCUGUUAUCAAUGUUGGCCUGCUGCCCAAAAUCAUCGAAAAUCUAAGCAAAGGUGAAUUCCAAACGCAAAAAGAAGCCGCUUGGGCCAUUAGCAAUUUAACCAUCAGUGGCAACCGAGACCAAGUAUUUGAGUUAAUCCGCGAGGGCGUUAUUCCGCCAUUCUGUGACUUGUUAUCAUGCAAGGACGCUCAAGUUAUUAAUGUUGUUCUUGAUGGACUCAACAAUAUGCUCAAAAUGGCCGAAGACCAUGUACCCCAAAUCGCCAAUAUCAUUGAAGAAUGUGAUGGUCUGGAGAAAAUCGAAAGACUGCAAAAUCAUGAAAAUGUUGAAAUCUACAAACUUGCAUAUGAAAUUAUUGAGCAAUACUUUUCCGAAGAGCAAGAACAAAGCAAUUUGGCUCCAACGGCUGAUGAUGGCACAUUUCAAUUUAAUCCAAAUUCAGCACAGAUUCCCGACGGAGCAUACAAUUUUUAACCUUUUAACAAAAUUCAAUCAAAAUUCUCUCCAACAAAAUUGCGAGGAAAUUCAGAAAAAGAAUAAAAAAGAAACAACAACAAGAAAACACAGAGUCCAUAUAUGUUAUAUAUAUAUUUAAAAUAUUGAAUUUUAAAAUCAGAAACAGAAACCGUGAAAAUUAUAAUAAUUGUAAACUGAAGAAAAUUCUUAUUUAGGUAAACAAACAAAAUUUAUUUUUUCCAUUGGAUUAAUACCUAUUUAUAAAAUUAGGUAUAUAUAAUUUACUAACAAAAAUUACAAACAAAUAAAGGAUUACUACGAAUUA
Episyrphus balteatus (marmalade hoverfly) is the source of this 2041-nucleotide messenger RNA. RefSeq names its product importin subunit alpha-3 (gene Kap-alpha3). The transcript is spliced from 6 exons. Gene Ontology annotation, biological process: NLS-bearing protein import into nucleus. NCBI's taxonomy places the organism in Eukaryota, Metazoa, Arthropoda, Insecta, Diptera, Syrphidae. Gene Ontology annotation, cellular component: cytoplasm; nucleoplasm; nucleus. The record is from RefSeq and is a predicted model, not a curated record. Gene Ontology annotation, molecular function: protein binding; nuclear import signal receptor activity. The coding region runs from base 184 to 1734 and encodes 516 amino acids.